UCCGAAGGAAGACAGCAUGAAGUUUGUCGUACUCUCUGUUGCUGUAGCCCUGGUUCUCAGCCAGGUUAAGGGGCAAAAUCCAGUGUGGGCGGAUGAAGCGAAAUAUGGUGAAAACCAAGACGCCUGGGAGAGCUUGAAAGCAGAUGCAAGUUCUCCCUAUUACAUGAUAUUGGCCACAUAUACGGACGACCCUGUAUGGGGCCGCGACUUUACUUGCCUGAAGGUUCAGGCAACUGAUGUGAACGAAGCCGAGAAGAGUGUUCAAGCUCAAAUUACAUAUAACCAUGAACAAGAUGCUAGCUAUAAAACCUCCAAUGAAAAAAUUUAUGCUACUUUUCUCUACGAUUACCAGAAGGAAAACGCCAUUACAUACGAGACGCAAGAUGGGAGGACCUUCACCGAUGUCCUUGCAUAUUCUGGUGGAAAUUGUGAUGUAUUCUACGUUCCUCCGACAGCUGAUCUUCCUAGUGGAGGUUACGAACUGUGGGUGACGAAAGCAAAAGUUAAAAGCAUUCCGCUGUGUUGCGAUUUCAUGUUUAAAUAUCUUACAUUGGGCCAGGCAACACGCGAAGUGUAUACGAGCGACUGCGACAUUCAAGCAGGAAAAGGAAAGUCGACAAGCUCUAUACAAGCAAAACCAUCUGACAACGCGGGCAUAAAGGUAUGAAUAAAGUAUCAGAAAAUGCAAUAUGCUAAACUUUCUGGCCCACAGGAUGGUUGUGGACAAACGAAAAGCUGUUUGUGCUGGAAAGUGCUAAUAAAGUAU
Messenger RNA from Rhipicephalus sanguineus (brown dog tick), 766 nucleotides. Its product is annotated as female-specific histamine-binding protein 2-like. Lineage: Eukaryota; Metazoa; Arthropoda; Arachnida; Ixodida; Ixodidae. Bases 17 to 667 code for a protein of 216 amino acids. The record is from RefSeq and is a predicted model, not a curated record. The transcript is spliced from 5 exons. Gene Ontology annotation, biological process: symbiont-mediated perturbation of host defenses. Gene Ontology annotation, molecular function: amine binding.